This is a messenger RNA of Micromonas pusilla CCMP1545, 204 nucleotides long. RefSeq lists its product as uncharacterized. The transcript has a single exon. The annotation marks the transcript as partial. Gene Ontology annotation, molecular function: iron ion binding; electron transfer activity. Lineage: Eukaryota; Viridiplantae; Chlorophyta; Mamiellophyceae; Mamiellales; Mamiellaceae. The record is from RefSeq and is a predicted model, not a curated record.
CUGUUCGUAGACGAGGGGCUGUGCAUCGGUUGCCGCGCGUGCUAUCAGUGCGCGCCCGAGACGUUUUCCAUGGACCCCGAGCUCAACGUCGCGCGCGUGUCGACGCAGUGGGCGAACGACGAGAUGGCCCUCGAAGACGCCGUGCAGUCGUGCCCGAAGAGCUGCAUACACACGGUGAGCCGCGCGGAGCUGCCGAUGCUGGAG